Molecule: messenger RNA, 4328 nt
Organism: Myotis myotis
Lineage: Eukaryota; Metazoa; Chordata; Mammalia; Chiroptera; Vespertilionidae
Gene: CCAR2
Product: cell cycle and apoptosis regulator 2
Exons: 21
Coding region: 824-3574 (916 amino acids)
Biological process (GO): RNA splicing; regulation of DNA-templated transcription
Cellular component (GO): DBIRD complex; nucleus
Molecular function (GO): RNA polymerase II complex binding
Source: RefSeq, a predicted model, not a curated record
UGAUUAGCAACAAGACCUUGAGCAAGUCAUUUCAUUGAAGCCUCAGGUUUCAUAUCUGAGAAUGAUGGCACUAAUUCCUGACUUAAUUACCCCCAUCAUUGUUGUGGAGACUAAAGUCUAUGAGAACCCUGUAAAUGUCUACCUAAAUAUUGUGGUGGUUUAUCUUACUAUAUAGCUUGUUAGAUUCCUAGCUCUUCGUUAAUUGAGAAAGGGGAAAAGCAUCAUCUGCAGGUACCAGUAGACGGGAAGUGUGGGUGUGUGUUGCCCUAAAUGGAAGGCCAGGGUUGGGGAGGGGGUCAUUGGCUUGAGUCAGACAUAGGAAGGUCUCCUAGAAUUGGCCGCUAACCAGGCCUCCUCCUCCUCUGGUCAGAAGGGUUUGCUUCUCUACUGGCUUCAAACUUGGGAUCUGCCAGAAUGAGGCAAGGUGCGGUGCUUUCUUAGGUUUGGGGUCCAACUUUAGCUUUCUUUGGACCAAGAACCAAUUCUCUGAUGCUCAUUUUUCUAAUCGGACAUUUAAGCGAGGACACCACCCCGGCGCAACUCCCUAACGCGCAUCCGAUCGGGGAAGGCGUACUUCCGCUCCUGGGUAGGAGCCCCACGGCAGGCUCGCGUGGGGGAAGGGAGAGAUCGGUGGAGCGGAGGGAGGGACUAUAUCCGGGAGAGUGGCAGCUUCCGACUAGUGGUCGCGCUUCCGGAGAGGCGCUUCCGGUGGCGGCGGCUGCAGCGGCUGUGGUGGUUCCGGGUGUCUUUGUCCCCCCGGUGUCGCGGCCCUGGCCCGCAGGUUUUUUCCCCCCCGAGACUCUGAAAGAAGUCAGCAAUCCCAAUGUCCCAGUUUAAGCGCCAGCGGAUCAACCCACUUCCAGGGGGACGUAACUUCUCAGGCACAGCUUCAACAUCUCUUCUGGGUCCUCCUCCUGGUUUGCUCACUCCUCCUGUGGCCACAGACCUGUCCCAAAAUGCCAGGCACCUUCAGGGCGGGGAGAAGCAGCGGGUCUUCACUGGCAUUGUCACCAGCUUGCACGACUAUUUUGGGGUGGUGGAUGAAGAGGUCUUUUUUCAGCUAAGUGUGGUGAAGGGCCGGCUGCCCCAGCUGGGUGAGAAGGUGCUGGUGAAGGCUGCAUACAACCCAGGUCAGGCAGUGCCUUGGAAUGCUGUCAAGGUGCAAACGCUCUCCAAUCAGCCCCUACUGAAGUCCCCAGCACCUCCACUUCUACAUGUGGCAGCCCUGGGCCAGAAGCAAGGGAUUCUGGGAGCUCAGCCCCAGCUGAUCUUCCAGCCUCAUCGGAUUCCCCCACUCUUUCCUCAAAAGCCUCUGAGUCUCUUCCAAACAUCCCACACACUUCAUCUGAGCCACCUGAACAGAUUUCCUGCUCGGGGCCCUCAUGGCCGAUUGGAUCAGGGCCGAAGCGAUGACUAUGACUCCAAGAAACGCAAACAGCGGGCUGGUGGAGAGCCUUGGGGUGCUAAGAAACCAAGGCAUGACUUGCCUCCUUACCGAGUCCAUCUCACUCCCUAUACUGUGGACAGCCCCACCUGUGACUUCCUAGAACUCCAGCGCCGUUACCGCAGCCUCCUGGUCCCCUCAGAUUUUCUGGCUGUGCAUCUGAGCUGGCUGUCAGCCUUCCCUCUGAGCCAGCCCUUUUCCCUCCACCACCCGAGCCGUAUCCAGGUAUCUUCUGCGAAGGAGCCAGCUCCAGACACUGGUGCUGAGCCAGUCCCUGCAGACAGUGACCCCGCGUACAGUUCCAAGGUACUGCUGCUCUCUUCCCCGGGAUUGGAGGAACUGUUUCGUUGUUGCAUGCUCUUUGUGGAUGACAUGGCUGAGCCAAGGGAGGCACCAGAACACCCUCUGAAGCAGAUUAAGUUUUUGCUGGGCCGGAAAGAAGAGGAGGCAGUGCUGGUUGGGGGCGAGUGGUCUCCUUCCCUGGAUGGCCUCGACCCCAAGGGCGACCCACAGGUGCUAGUCCGCACCGCCAUCCGCUGUGCACAGGCCCAGACCGGCAUUGACUUGAGUGCCUGCACCAAGUGGUGGCGCUUUGCUGAGUUUCAGUACCUGCAGCCAGGACCCCCGAAGCGGCUCCAGACCGUGGUGGUGUACCUGCCGGAUGUCUGGACCAUCAUGCCUACUUUGGAAGAGUGGGAGGCCCUGUGCCAGCAGAAAGCUGCAGAGGCAGCUCCCCUGGCCCAGGAGGUGCCCGUGGAAACAGAGCCUACAGAACAGGCAAGUGAGGCAUCGGAGCAAGGAGCGGACACCAAACAGAAUGCAGAGAACCCGGAGGCCACCACACAGCAGGAAGUGGACACUGACCUCCCAGAGGCCCCUCCACCCCCUCUGGAACCCGCUGUCAUGGCACGCCCCGGCUGCGUAAACCUCUCCCUCCAUGGCAUUGUGGAGGACCGGAGGCCCAAGGAAAGGAUCUCUUUUGAGGUGAUGGUGUUGGCUGAGCUGUUUCUGGAGAUGCUGCAGAGGGACUUUGGCUAUAGGAUUUAUAAGAUGCUGCUGAGCCUUCCUGAAAAGGUCGUGGCCCCACCUGAACCUGAGAAGGAGGAGGUGGCCAAGGAGGAAGAAGUGGUCAAGGAGGAGGUGGCCAAGGAGUCCAAGGAGGAGGUACAGAGUGAGGGCACAGCUGCUGAGUCAGACACCCCACCGAAGGAAGAUGGGGUUCUGCCCAAACCCCCAUCUUCUGGAGGAGAGGAAGAAGAGAAACCCCGGGCUGAGGCGUCGGAGGACCUCUGUGAGAUGGCCCUGGACCCAGAGCUGCUGCUGCUGCGGGACGAUGGGGAGGAGGAGUUCGGAGCCAAGCUGGAGGAUUCCGAGGUCCGUUCUGUUGCCUCCAACCAGUCAGAGAUGGAGUUCUCUUCCCUUCAGGACAUGCCCAAGGAGCUGGACCCCUCUGCUGUGCUCCCUUUGGACUGUCUUCUUGCGUUUGUCUUCUUUGAUGCCAACUGGUGUGGCUACUUGCACCGUCGAGACUUGGAGAGGAUCCUGCUUACCCUUGGGCUCCGGCUCAGUGCAGAGCAGGCCAAACAGCUGGUCAGCAGGGUGGUGACCCAGAACAUUUGCCAGUACCGCAGCCUUCAGUACAGCCGCUCCGAGGGCACGGACAGCGGGCUUCCUGAGGAGGUGCUCUUUGGAAACCUGGACCUGCUACCUCCUUCUGGGAAAAGCGCAAAGCCAGUAGCUGCCCCUCUGGAACACAAGGGCCUGGUGUCCCACAACGGCAGCCUGAUCAAUGUGGGGAACCUGUUGCAACGUGCGGAGCAGCAGGACAGUGGGCGGCUCUACCUGGAGAACAAGAUUCACACACUGGAACUGAAGCUAGAGGAGAGCCAUCACCGUUUCUCAGCCACUGAAGUAACAAACAAGACGCUGGCAGCUGACAUGCAGGAGCUGCGCACCCGGCUGGCUGAGGCCGAGGACACGGCCCGCACAGCUGAGCGGCAGAAGAACCAGCUUCAGCGGCUGCUGCAUGACUUCCGGAGGCGCUUGACCCCCCUGCAGCUGGAGAUGCAGCGAAUGGUUGAAAAAGCUGACAGCUGGGUAGAGAAGGAGGAGCCAGCACCUAGCAACUGAGGGCUUGACGCAGGAGCUGCCAUCCUGCGAGGUCAGCGAUGGAGCUGCUCAAGUUAGAGCCCUUUGGUUCCAGAGAGGAGCUGAGCAGGACCUGGGAGCAGGCGGGCAGCUGACCCGUGCUCAGCCCGUGGAGGGGAGCUCAGGCCGUCAGGUGGGGUCUGCCUGUGCUAUGUGGACGGACGAGUGAGGAACCGGUUCCACUUACAACUAAAUCCAACACUUGCACCCCUCGAAUGUCAUUUUGCCCUCCACCUUGGGGUUUCUCCUGGGGCCCUUUAGUCUUGUGCUUUCUCCUGUCCUCUUCCAGUUUAGAGUAAGACAGGGGAGGAAAAGGCUCUUUGACUAUGUCAUAAGGUCUGAUGCCAAUAAAUGAAGAAACAGACGUGGAGUCUGGCUGGGGUAAGCGCCCCUUCCUUUGAAUGGCACAGAUCCUGCUGGUCACAGGCACAGGUUCCUGGGGGAUGAGUGUCCUGGGGCCUGUGGAGGAAGGGAGUCAGUGCCAGCCAGCUCGCUGUUGGGCUGUCGGCCAGUGAGCACUGUUCCAGCCCCCCGGACUUGCCAGCAGGAACCAGCACUUCUGCCCCCGGCUCCCUGUGUUCAGAAUGUGGUAUUGGCUCUGGCCCAGCCUUUUUCCCGUUCCCCAUGAGUCUCACCUCUUUCCGUAAUCCGUGGUUUCAGUUUGACUUUGUAUAUAAAGUUGUUUUUGUUUUUUUUUUUUGCUUUUGUUUUUUAAAUAAACCAAAGUAAAAACAAA